AUGAAGAGGCGCUCGUCGGGUUCGACCGACGACAGCGACGAACCUUCUGCCGAGCCUCCUGCUGUCCAACAGCCUGCUCACAGCCCCAACUCUGUCGCACAUCCCAAUCAACCACCAGUUGCCCCGAGACCGUCUUCUGCGAGAAGUAGACGAACGACCAACGUCAAUUGGAAGCUCGAACAUGGACCGAAUGGAUCGCUCGAGAACCGUUCCAUAACUGCGUCGUCGUCGCCGUUCCCAUCCCUGGCUGCGCCAUCGCCUGUGUACCGAAUUAACCAACUGACAAACCACCACGACCCUCAAAGUAUAGGCGGGACCGAACAGCACGACGACAACGACGAGGACAACGCGACCAACCACGAUCAGGACGACAAAGAGCAUAUGGCUUCCGAAAAAAUGGCAGAGCCGCGCUUGGUCGGUCGCCGCUCCCGUUUUCGCAGCCCAUGGUCCAUCACCAUUCUUGCUCUCGCUUCUACAGUUCUUGGCAUCACUCUACUUUGUGCUAUCUUGAACUCGUCGUGGACUCGUCAGCUCGAUGCCAAGGGUUGUCGCAUGUCUUAUAUGCGGCCUUCCUAUAUCCGACUACGCGAUUUCGAUACUGAGCAUACUCGUUUUGCAACAAAAUACUCUCUGUAUCUGUACCGCGAGCAGGGAGUCGACGACGAAAGAAAGCUCAAGGGCGUUCCGGUCCUCUUUAUCCCGGGUAAUGCCGGUAGUUAUAAGCAAGUACGACCGAUAGCAGCAGAAGCGGCAAACUACUAUCAUGAAUCGCUUCAGCACGAUGAAGCUGCCGCUGCUGCCGGCGCCCGCAAUCUUGACUUUUUUACCGUCGAUUUCAACGAGGAUAUUACUGCAUUUCACGGACAGACGAUGCUGGAUCAGGCAGAAUACUUAAAUGAGGCCAUUCGAUAUAUAUUAUCGCUUUAUAUGGACCCGCGCAUGUCCGCUCGCGAUGCGGACUUGCCAGACCCGACAUCAGUUCUAAUCUUGGGUCAUUCCAUGGGUGGCAUUGUGGCGCGUACUAUGCUCAUUAUGCCGAACUACCAGUCUAAUUCGAUUAACACUAUCAUUACUAUGUCUGCACCCCACUCACGCCCGCCCGUUACCUUUGACGGCCAAAUUGUAAGCAUUUAUGAGGAUAUUAACGAGUACUGGCGUCGAGCUUAUUCGCAACAAUGGGCCAACAACAACCCGUUAUGGCACGUCACGCUUGUCUCUAUUGCUGGUGGAGGCCUAGACACGGUUGUUCCGUCCGACUAUGCCAGUGUCGAGUCAAUCAUCCCAGAGACACAUGGCUUCACAGUUUUUACCACUGGUAUUCCCAAUGUUUGGACCAGUAUGGAUCAUCAGGCCAUUCUGUGGUGCGACCAGUUCAGAAAGGUUGUUGCCCGGGCCAUGUACGACGUGGUUGACGUCCACAGGUCUUCGCAGACGAAACCAAGAGCUGAAAGGAUGAGAGUAUUUAAAAAAUGGUUUCUUACAGGCAUGGAAUCAAUUGCUGAAAAAAAUUUACCUUCUGAAGGACCAACAACACUUCUAACACUUGAAGACAACUCGAACGCCAUUAUGGGCCAAGGAGAGCGUCUGGUCCUGCGACAACUGGGGCACGAACCGAAACCAAGGGCAUAUCUUCUUCCAGUGCCGCCUCAAAGCUCACCUGAGGGGAAAAGGUUUACACUUUUGUCCGAUGUUAGCCCAGAUAUACCAGGAGAGCACGGCAAACUUGAGGUUUUAUUUUGUAGCGUUUUCACCCUGCAGCCUGGCCAAGCCACGACUUUGUUCUCUAUGAACAUGGAUCUCUCGGGCGACAGCACAGGAACCACUCGAUUGGCUUGCAAGAAUGCCGCAUCUGACGCCAUGCUUCUGCCCGCUUCAACCAGAGCUCUACACCACCCUUUUCCUUUGGAAAACGAGCCUAUCAUCCGCCCGUUCUCCUACCUCCAGUAUGACACCGAAGACAUCGCGGAUCAUCAAUUUGUUGCUGUCAUUGACAAAGCCUUCAAACCCUCUCAAAACUUUGUCGUGGCCGAAUUCAGUGACCAUUCUCAAUCGCACAGGAGACGUAAUAUAAGCCUACGACGACUAUUGGCCUUUGGAAUGACAUUGAGACUUCCUCCCAAUCGUCCAAUGGUCGCGGAAAUCAACGUGCCUACACUACAGUCCAGCCUGCUGGCUUACAAUCUGGAGAUUGGCAAUCAAAUGUGUGGCGGUACUACCGAGCUCUUCUCCCCCCUUAUCCGACAACAUUUGGCUCAACCUUAUGAGUCCAAAUUCUUCGUCAAUGCUAGACAUGCGAGCAUUAGCAUACAUGGAGUCGCGCCUUUCGUCCCUCCCCCCUUACGACCAAAAAAUCAUGACGAGCAAGGACUUAGUUUCCAGUUCUGGACGGACCCGACGUGCGAAUCCAGCAUUCAGAUAAGAUUAACAGUGGAUGCUCUGGGAAGUCUGGGAAAGUUGUACAUGCGUUACCGAACUGUCUUUGCUGCCUUUCCGUUGCUUGUGGUGGCGCUGGUACUUCGUAAGCAGUUUAGGGUCUAUGACACGACGGGCACGUUUAUAUCGUUUUCGGAGAGUUUGGAUCUUUGUCUACGACAAUCCUUGCCCCUGAUGCUGCUCUCGUUGACGUUCCUCUCUCUGUCAAUGACAGGAACUUGGCCAGCAGGUGCUGGGAGUCUUUGGCACUGGCGCAACACAACGUCGCCUACUGGUGAUUUCCACGAUAAUGAUCUUCUCACAGGUACUCAGGAUCCAUUCUUCUGGUUUUUGGUACCUCUGAUUGGAGUGGUUUGUAUCGGCGUUUGUGCAGUGCUUCAUUUUCUCACAUUAGCCUUGACGCAGCUCCUUGGCCUCGUCUAUGCUUGGGUAGUCCUCUAUCCCUUCGGCCAAGGCAGAGAUGAGCGACGAAGAACGCAUUUGCCAAUCCUUGCCCCUUCGUCGCCUCGACGCCGCAUGAUUACUACUGCGGUCCUCCUAUUUUUGGUGUCGACCUUCAUACCUUAUCAAUUCGCAUACUUGGUUGCUUGCCUUGUUCAGCUAUUCACUGUUGUCCGAGCCCUCAGAAUAGCUUCAGAGAUCAAGUCGGGGCCAAACUACGACUUCUAUCAUUAUGCGCACUCCAUACUGCUACUCAUGCUUUGGGUUCUUCCGAUCAACUUGCCUAUUCUGGCUGUUUGGAUUCGCAACCUUGCAGUACAUUGGCUGACGCCCUUUUCUUCACACCACAAUGUGUUGUCAAUUAUGCCGUUCAUACUACUUGUGGAGAAUCUUACGACCGGUAAAAUGGUACCUAGAGUUACCGGCAACUUAAGGCACCUCACAAGUAUUCUUUUGUUCGGCACAGCGAUUUACGCGGCUAUAUACGGCGUCUCAUAUGCCUACAUGCUGCACUACCUCGUCAACCUCGUGGCCGCAUGGUUGGUCGUAAUACAUUCCACCUCUGACACCUGGCCCCUUGUCGGUUUGAGCUCAAUAUUCGAAAACAGCGCAAGUGAAAACCGGAAGCGGGGCAAGACGCCCUGA
This is a messenger RNA of Colletotrichum truncatum, 3519 nucleotides long. RefSeq lists its product as uncharacterized. NCBI's taxonomy places the organism in Eukaryota, Fungi, Ascomycota, Sordariomycetes, Glomerellales, Glomerellaceae. Gene Ontology annotation, cellular component: endoplasmic reticulum. Gene Ontology annotation, molecular function: phosphatidylinositol deacylase activity. Gene Ontology annotation, biological process: endoplasmic reticulum to Golgi vesicle-mediated transport; GPI anchor metabolic process. The record is from RefSeq and is a predicted model, not a curated record.